AUGACCCAUUUAAAUAGAAAUGUGGUGUCAUUGUGCUCGCAUCUAACCCCAGCUUAUUGUCAGAACCACAAAAAACUCAUUUUGGUAUGUGAUAUGGAUGAGACUUUGAUAACCGAAGUUGAAUCUGGCGAGCGGGUAGUGGUGAGACCUAAAAUUUGUUGUAUGUUAAAGAAUCUGCGCCCACAAUAUGAAUUGUGCCUCGUUACAUAUUCAACACGUGAGAGGACUGAUACUAUAGUUUCAAACCACUUGGACCCCGAUGCGAAAUUAUUUGGCAAUCGCAUAUUGUGCAGAGAGGACAUUCUGCCCCAUUUCAAAAACAAGCUCGAUGCUUUCCUCGCUCAUAUGCCAAAAUCGUUUGGUAAAGAUAAAUUUGGAACUCGUGAAGUUGUCGGGAAUGUUCAUUUUCGUAAUGCGUCUGAAUCACGCGCAGUGAACCAUGGAUUCACAACUGUUCGCUCGCGCCGUCCCCCGGUUUGGACUUACAUUGUCGCACUGGAUGAUUUUCCAUUGGCAUGGUCGAACUUACCUACUUGCAUACCUGUCAGACCAUUUUCCUUAGACAAAUAUCAACGUCAACGAUCUAGUAAGAAUGAAGCAGUGUAUGUGCUUAGCCUCCAGAAAUUUUUGACGAAACUGCAUAAUGCUGUCUUUCAAGCUCCUCGACACACCCUGGGCAGAUUAGAAGGCCUGGAUAAUAGGCCGGCUGUGGAACUUUCGCGCCGAAAAGCCAAAUCUGCUUAUUCAGUCAUUACACGCAUACGUAGAAGACCGUCUCAAGCGCACCGAUUUCAGUCUCUUUGUCAUUUAGACCCAGGGCGCUUGAUCGAUUUCGAUAUACGAAGUAUGUCAGUUCGCCGUCACCACAGGGAUACGUACGAGCGGAGCAGCUCAAGUUUGGGGUGGCAUCCAUCGGUCGCACAUGGUAUAACAACACCACCGUUUGAGGAACGGUACCGACAGUCAGAUUUGAAUGUUUUUAGCCCAGCUUAUAGAACUAGCUCACAAAACCCAAUGACUAUAGGAAUUGAGGAACGGAAUUUUUAUGGAGUAAACGAAAAUGACCGAAUAAGGUCCAGUUUCACACCGUCCAAACAACUUAUUCGUCAUGUUUAUCAGCGGGCUAGACUCAUUCCAGGCGAAUGCGGAUUUAACGAUAUCAUCAAUGAG
Molecule: messenger RNA, 1170 nt
Organism: Opisthorchis viverrini
Lineage: Eukaryota; Metazoa; Platyhelminthes; Trematoda; Opisthorchiida; Opisthorchiidae
Exons: 1
Source: RefSeq, a predicted model, not a curated record